AUGCCGAGAUGCGGGUUGUGCGGCCCCUUCACAAGUGAGUUUCUGCGGCGUCGUCAUCGUCCUUGUUUGUGCGUGUCGCACCGCUGGCAGUGUCGACCGCGCACCACGAGCGGACAUGAAAAGCACGCAGGGACCGACGAAGGCUCUAGUGACGCCCUCACAGCAGGUCUUCUUCAAAUUGCGGUGACGAUGUCAGGACAGAAGGCAAGCUACGCCCUCCGCUACGCAUCGCAAGAGAAGCAGCAGAGGUGGCGGGCGGAUGGUACAUCCUCCGUCGGCUAUGCGCCACAACGCACCCACGCUGACACCUCGGCACACGUGGCGCCGGAACUGCUUCGUGUGUUGCUCUUAAAGAGCCGUCACGAAGCUACUGCUGCUUCGACUGUACAUCACAUCGAAACUACCGCGCCACAUGUGUCAUCUCCAAAAAAAUUAAGCGAUGAUGCAGGGUGUCGGUCCAGUACUCCAGCAGCCACAGCAACGGCAUUGUCACAGCCAGCAGUGGUCCCCCACACUCCCUCUCUAGCGUGCCCACACGUUGCCAGGGGGUCGUCGUGGUGCGUUGCGUUUCGCCUCUUCAGUGAGGCCGUGCAGCAGCAUGCCGUUGUGCCCUCCAUCGAGCAUAUUAACGUUUUGCUUGGUAUCACGGUUCAGGAGCGAUGCUGGCGACAAAAGGAACAAGUGGAGAUGUUUGUCGAACGGUUCCUUGAAUCUGCACAUGCCAUGUGUCGAGAAGAGGAGCAGCAUGGCCAGCAAGAAGCGGUCAUUGUCGAAAACGCGGCUCUCAAGCAGUUAGUCCACUCGCUUCAGGCAACAGAAGAGACGUACGAGUGGCUUAUGGAGGCCGCUGUCUCACAGCAUCAGUGGGUGGAGGCAUUAAUGUAUUUUCAAGAUGCACGUGAGGAUUGUCUGCCAGUGACGGAUGCCUCAUUGCGACUAGCACUGGAAGCCUAUCGUAUUGGUGGUGUCCAUACCGUCAUCAACACUAGCAACGCCGCCAUCAACAACAAGAGUGUCACGCCGCUGGUGCCGCUGCGGACAGAUCAGCGGGGGCCAGUGUUGCAUCGGGCAGCAGCAGCAACCCGUCCUACCACCACCAUUUCUCUCAGCAAGCAGAAGCGGACGGAGAGCGAGACGCAGUUUCUGUGGGAAGCAGCGAAGACACUUUUCCUCUCUUACCGUCACCGUGUGCGGGGGGAUGGGACGGUGGCGCUCUUCCUCUCGAUGAUGGCGGAGGCUGGACAGCACGAGGUGUUGCUCGACGUGUACCGCGACUGCAGCCGCACGGUAUGCCUCGGCGACGACGCCCUCGCCCUUGUUAGCAGCGCGUCGCGCGAGGUUGGGGACUGGGCCCUCGGCUUGCAUCUACUGCAAGACGCGGUGGGACCUCACACAGGCGCUGGGGAGUCCCUCGCCAAGCGCAUUCUGGAAGACACGCUGCAUGCGCUUCGUCGCGCGCAGCACUACACAACGAUCUUACAGCUGCAUGUGCAACUUCCCUCCACCAUAAUGACGCCUCGCGCUCGAGUUGCGGUGGCACAGGCUGCCAUGGUGCGGCGCGACCUUCCGCUGCUUCUGCGGCUGUUGGAAGAGACGGCAGACGAUGCAGGGUUGGAUCAUGCCGUGAGUCGUUGUCACGCCGUUUUCGAGCCCAACGUCACCGCCACGCCUGCGACAUGCGUGCAAGUGGAAGUGUACAACACAGUGCUGCGCGCCAUUCAGGUGGAGCUUAUUCGCCGGUAUUUUUGUGUGGACCCGGAGGAGGUGGCCGGGUCGAGCCAGCACGCGCUGCAGGAUCUCGCGGCGUUGUCCGUCGCUGUGUAUGAGCGGUUCCUGUACGCCGCAAAGCGUCAGCUCCGCGCACACAGCAGUGAAGACUCCGACGCCCCUCUCUCCGUGUACGCACCGCUUGUGCGGCUGUUGGAUUCCUGUGAGAGUGCCACCAGCAGUGGCCGCGUAGACGGCACGCGUCAGGCGCCGUGGGAGGCGGCACUCGCCCACGUGUCGCUCAUUCGCAGGCCCGAUGCCAUUGUGGUGAGCCUUGCAACGGACUUGAUGCGGAAGCAGCAGCAGUGGGAGGCGGCGUUCGGCCUCCUCGCAUCUGUGAUGCGUGAGGAAGUGGUAACACGUAGUGUUGAAGCGCCAUGCCGUCGUGGUGCCGCUGUCGCACAAGAGGCGCUGCGUUACGGGUGUACCACCAUUACAGCAGCUGCGGUUCGUCAUGCGGUGUGCAGUGCAGCCAAUGAGUCAUCCGCGGCGCUGCACCUCACCCAGCACGCCUUCUCUCACGGCUGGAUUGACGGUGGCAUGGCGUUGCAACUUCUCGAGGGCAUCCAGCGCGGGGUAGGUGAUGCACACGUACAAAGAAAUGACCGGGAGUGCCUGGCGGAAGGUGUGCCGCAUUCCCAAACUGACGCGGUUAGCAUCCUCGUGGAGCUUGUCGCUCUGCAUAAGCGCCGCACAAGUGGGGUGGGUCCAUUUGCAUCUCUUUUCUUUGAUGCGAUGCAGGUGCUGCAGCACCUCCAGAUAGAGACAGAGCCCCCCACCGAGUUGCUAUACGCCCUGCACGCCCGCCUCGCGGAGAUCGUUGCUCGUAUUUCUGGGGAGUGGCAAGACGAGCGGCGGGCGGAGGCGGCGAUGGCCGUAACGGCGGUGCUGCACGCUGUCUGGCAGCAGGUCAGUCAGUCAACGCUCAGCCGGUGGACGCUUUGGCAGGAGUGUCUGCGCUGCCUGGAGUGGUUUCGCAGCCCCUUGGCACCGCACCUCUCCGGUGCGUUGCCGGCGAGCGAGGCGACACUACGAGUGCUGCGCGCCUUUGUUUACCGCUGCGAUCGGCCCGAAGAAGGUUUUGUAGAGGGAGUUGCGGUGCGUUGGCUGCUGUGUGGGGCAUCGCCCCUGUGCACAGAGGUUCUCGUGGCUUCGUUAGACGCGGCGCCGGGUCUUGUGGAUCGCACGGUGUGGAUGUCGCAUGAGCUGCUUCUGGAUGCGCUUGUGUGGGCCAGCCGUCACCGCACAAAGACGCUGGUGCGGCGGAUUGUGCGGCUCCUGUUGCCGUUUCUCUCGCGGCUUCUCCGAAACGAUGGAGCAGUAGCUGCGUCCCCAGAAGGGCCGCAUGGGCGUUUGCGUUCAGAGGCGGUAACGGCGGUGACCAUUGUUCUCCAGUGUAUGACCAGCGGUCCGCACCAAGAGGUUCUGAAUGACUGGCCUCUGGUGCGUCUGUUGCUGGCGCAGGUGAUGCAGACGCACGAGUUGGCCUCCUCAACGGCUGGGGUGAGUGCCCUUGCGGAAGGGUUGGCUGCUGUGUUGGACAAACUGCGCCGCACCUUUCACUUUCUCAUCGUCAAGAUCUCGCUGGACGCGCACCGGCGUCGUAGCCAAGGAGGCGAGAAAACGGCGGUCGCGGUUGCUUCAGAUGCUGAAGACCUGGAGAAUCUUGUGGAGGACGCAGCACUUGCGUACAUGGAUCUCUGCAGGGCUUUUCCGCAGAACUUCUUCGCCGCUAUCGGUGACGGUUGUGUGGCGCAAGGUGAUGUGGCCAGAUGCCUUGAGAAGGUAUUGAACUGUGUUUGGGAUGUUAACUACACGUUGUACGUCUGGCACACGUCUUUUAGCCCAACAACAUGCAAAAAGGGCUUCUUGCAGCUUCUGCAGGAUCGCUACCGCUGGCUCCUGUGCUUGCAGGUGUCGCUGCUCCCCGUGUCAUGCACAACGCCGCUGUGCGUGGAGCGGUGGCUGGUUGUGAUGAGCCGCGGCAGUGUGGAUGCAGCAACAGCAAGGGGGACGAGUGGGAAUGCUCUGUCAGCCUCGUUGGUGCAUGACAUCACAACACUGGAGGCAUGGCAGGACUGUCAUACGGAAGUGCUUUCGCCAGAGGUUUCACCACCACCACAACAACAACAACAACUCUCGCGACGGCAGUUUGUUGUUCCACGCGUUCUCGAGGCAAUUCACUCCAUCACAUGCGGGGUGACGGGGCGAACCGUCUCCUCCUCCUCCGGUUUGUUGUUGCCAACAACGGGGUUGGCAGCUGCUUCUACUUCAAUUCCGACCAGAACGCUCCCUCCACUUGUAAACGGGCGUUCAGCAAGUUCGCUAUUUGAGGAUCACCUCGCGUUGGUGUCACCACAGCAACUGCAAGCCAUGCAACAAGCCGGCUGUACGCUUGUCUACGUGAUGCUGUGUGAGGGGCGAGCGCAUCUGCCGCAGAUGUUGCUUCAAUCCAUGUCGUGGUCGUGCUGCCCGCGAUCACUUUUGGGUGCGAUUGUAGAGGCGGCGCAGUCCACCUCGCGUGUGGGGUUAGCGGCCGCCUGGAACAGUGACGCGCUCGUUUCCGUGUUUGACGCAUUGGGGAUGCAAAGUCGAUAUUGGGUUUCCGUUGGAGACGCGACGUGUGCCGUGCAGGAUGGGGUGAGGGAAAGUCAGGCAGCAGCACUGCUGCGUCUCUUGACGACGUUGCCAGCUGUCCGCGCGGUGGCGCGUGUGGACGAGGCGAUAUGCACCGCGGCGCUGCUGGCGUUGGAGCCGGCGGAUGUUGCGGGCGACAAGGUGGGGCCUGGCGCCAGUGUGAGGCACACCCUGUGUCGACUCCUUUCCGCCUUUCCAAAGAUUGUGGAGAAGCGGUUGUUGUCGCUACUUCUGGGCGGGCAGCUACACGAGUCCCAGAUGUGCGUGGUCGACGCCGUUGUGCGGCACAUUGCACAUGACUUCAGUGGCAGGCGCUCAUUCACGUGCAGCCCGGCGUUGAUGCGGGCGAGUGCAAUGUGGCUGCUGCUGCGCGGCCCCCACGAGGCGUCUCGCGCUGCGCCCCAUUGCGCUGCGGCGCCGCAGGUUUUCGCCGAGGUGAUGCUUUCGGCCAGCCCGACUCUAAUGGUAGGCGGUAGAAUGAAGGCGAUUCGACACAAGCUGGAGCAUCACGCCGCUUGUCGUCGCGAGGAACUGGAACGGGCGAUGCGGGGGACACACAUGGAGCAGGUGCUGUCUCUCCUCACCGACGCGCGUGGGGCCGCCGCCCCUCACGUGGAUCUCGUGGGGGCGUUUCUUGCCGCAAUGGAGUUUUACGGUGGGUCUGUGCCGCCGCGGUGGAAAGAGGAGUUUGUUGUGGGUCUCAUGGAGCAGUGGCAACGCAAUCGUUGUCGUGGCGACAGCCAUUGCGGCCACCCUUGUUCACUCAUUGGCCUUCUCGAUGAAGUGGCGCACAUGCCUGCGCUGUGGAAGUCGUUUCUGAUGCAGCAUCCGGUGAAGGCGUCGGAGUUGUGGCAGCUCGGAAAGAUGAUGGACGACGCACUCAGGCAAGCACGAGUGGAGCACGCAGAUGCACAUACCGAUGUGUGGAGAGCUGUGCUUGCCCACAUGCGGCAGUUGCUGCGGGAUCGCUCCACGACAGCCGAUAAUCGUCCAGCUGGGGAGGUGGCGUUGCGGUGCAUCUCUCGGAGCUGCGCAGCGGUGGAGCGCUUCGUUGUGCACAUGCUGCGCCAUGGCGUAAGUGCGCCGUCACCGCUGGAGACGCGGCCGUUUGACGUUGAUGUGUCACUUGUAGCCUUGUCGUUGCUGUUGCUGGUGGAGCUGGCGGCGCCUGGUCGUGCGGUGCAUUUUGCCCUUCACAGGCUCUACGAUGAGACUCUCGUAGAUGAGAAGGCGUUGAAUAGCAUUAGUAGUCGGAGUGGUGAUGGCAGCCCGCCCGUCUCAGCACCGCACGAUGUGUGGCGGUCUCUUGUUGCGUGUGAGGUGCAGUUCUUGACGCUGCCUGGUCUCAUUGAUAACGAUUCUGCUGUUGCUGACUAUGAUGCACCGGUGUGGGACGCGUUAACCACAACGGAGGCGGUUGUUGAGCUUCUUUUUCGUUUUGUCUGUGGAAUUGCACUGCGUCUUGGAUUUACCGCUGCUGUUGCUGCCGCUGCACGUGGUGGCAAUAGGGGAGAUGGAGAAGCAGAAGAGGAGGAGGAGCUGCUGCGCCUGCUGGAGCUAAGUGGACGGCGUGUUGUAUCAUUGCUGCUCGCGCUACUCUCCGACACAGCGGGGGCGGCUCUCUUGCAAGAGAGGCACGGUGACGCCGUGCGAUGCAUUGUUGGCCGUUUGGUGCAAUCCGCGUUGUUGGUGGGUGCGUGGCGAGACAUUUACUGGUUGGCGUCGCGCCUACUGGUCUCGCUUGGGACAGCGCUUGCACGACAGAAAAGCGAACAGGAGCAGGAGAAAUUUGCCUCGUCGUGGUUGUGGGUCGUUGGGCUCCUGCCCUCAAUGGUGGCCGGUUCCGCUCGUACUACCAGCAGCCUUGAGCCGCAAAUCACUAAUCUUGUCGAGGCGUUGCCGUUGGCAGUUUUGCAGCAACUCCACUUUGCCUCUUCCGAUGCCGCUGAUCACGACGGUGGGGGAUAUGAUGGCGAUGCCGAGACACGGCGGCGGCGGCAGCUUCGCUGUUUGCUUCUUAAGCUCCAUCAAAAGAUUCUGCUCAAAACAGCGGGGGUGUUGCGGGGUGCAGAGAAGCGAUCGGGGCCUUUCAUUGAACGUCUCUCGCUUGUGCAACCCCUAGUGCAGCUAGGGGUGCUUCUCGCAGUACACAAUGCCGAUUGUGCGCAGGUGGCAAGUCUCCGUGUGUCAUUCCUCUUUUUCUUGAGCGACCAGGAGUGGUUACAGCUCGUGGAGUCUGUAGCGGCAGAGUCGGACCGGACUUCUUCUGCUGCUGUAGCGGCUGUGGGCAGUUUUUCAGUCACCGGCACCGGAGGAGUCUUGCAAGUGGCGUGCUGGCAAGAGGCUCUGACUGUGAUUUGUCGCACGCACAGAGAGACGUUCGCUGUUCUCCCCCAUAAGCGUCAGCGCGGCAGAGCUGUGGGCAAAGAGCUGCAGGAGUUGCAGGAUGCCUUGUGCGUCUUCCAUGCGGCAUGUAUCGCGAAUGAGGUGCCUUUCUCUGUUAUGAUGAAGCUCUUCUGCGAUGACAAUGGCCCGCCGCACACGGCCCAGGUAUUUCCUGCCUUCUACACGGAGCGUGUGGUCCGCCAGUGCCCUUCAUGGUCCGCGUCGCUGCGCCUUCUGGAGCAGUCGCUGUCGACGGUGCGGCACCCGACACAGGUGCAGCAGCUGUUGGCGUAUCUGAUCCUUCAGCGCAUGCGCACUGAUCCCGCCUGGGCGUCGUCGUCGUCGUCGGCAGCAGCAGCGGCGCUACCCACACUGUCAUCGCCAUUAUUGUUGUCGUCAUCAUCAUCAUCAUCAUCAUCACCGGUGCGUGGUAAGGAUGAGGGCGGUGGGCUGUUGUCGUGGGAAGUGGCGUGUUGGUGUUACCAGCAGUUAACGUGCGAUGCGGUGGCGCCACCUCUUCCACAGCGGAGCAUGAUUGAGAUGUUACGUCACUGCGUGUUCAAGCCCUCUGCUGCGCUGGCUAUGUACGAGGCGUACUGGCGACAGGGCUACCAUCGUACAGAGGGGGUUAAUGUGUUUCUCUCACUCUUACGGGCCGCACGCCUAGAGCGAAGUGAGUCGAUGGCGCUGCAAGCAAUGCGGGAUUACAUUUGCUGCUGUGAUGAGCAUGAUCGUGUUCUGUCCGAGGCGAGCCCCGGGACCCGCAGGCAUCACAUUUUUACUUCCGAAGGAAAUACAUCGAUAUGUCGCUCCUUUGCUCGUGUUUGUGAGAGUGGCAUCGUCUCUCGUUCGGUGGCAGCAGAAGUGGCGGCCGCGUUGAAGCAGCGAGGCCGCAUUGGUGAUGUUGAGGAAUUAUUAAUGGUUGGGCCAUGCCGUGAAGGACAAGUAGUUGCCACGAAUACUAAAGGCAGCAAAGGCCGCCUCCCUGGGCGAUGA
Molecule: messenger RNA, 7785 nt
Organism: Trypanosoma grayi
Lineage: Eukaryota; Euglenozoa; Kinetoplastea; Trypanosomatida; Trypanosomatidae
Exons: 1
Coding region: 1-7785 (2594 amino acids)
Source: RefSeq, a predicted model, not a curated record